AUGAUUCAGCAUGAUCAGGUUUUCAACUGUGGUGAGAAAGGCAAAAUAGAGGAGAAUGAUCGACCUGCCGAUGCUAGGCAAAGCAUUGGACCUGAGACUCAAGAUGCGAGUGACCAGGAGGAAGAUAGAGAAGAGGAGCGUGAAGAUGAUUCCGAGCUGACAAAGCAUCUGGCCAGGCAGAGACGGCGAGCUAUUCAAGCAGCCAAUGGGGCACGGAAGAUCUCUAUGUCUAGAAAUACUUAUAAAGACAAAGGUGGUAGGUCCUCUCAUAACUCUAAGAUCCAGAAGCAAUUAAGCAGCUGGUGA
Molecule: messenger RNA, 306 nt
Organism: Ilex paraguariensis (yerba mate)
Lineage: Eukaryota; Viridiplantae; Streptophyta; Magnoliopsida; Aquifoliales; Aquifoliaceae
Source: the annotation of a GenBank genome assembly